Molecule: messenger RNA, 1159 nt
Organism: Oppiella nova
Lineage: Eukaryota; Metazoa; Arthropoda; Arachnida; Sarcoptiformes; Oppiidae
Source: the annotation of a GenBank genome assembly
UCCUCCCGACCCGCACGACAAUUCCUCUCAAUAUAUGUUAAGCGAUGACAUGAACCAGAAUUUGGCUCUAAUUGGUUCCGUACCACACAAUGGCAUCAAACAAAUUAGAAUCCAUUAUCUAUUGAAACUGAUUUCAGCCAAACUAGUCUCAAAUGAGAUCCAAUACAAUUAUACACUUUUGGACAAAUUUCUGACUCGACUCAGAGAUUAUCAUUUAAAACCAGGGUUUGAGAUAAUGGGAAAUCCGUCAAAUAUUUAUAAUGAUUUUGAAAAUCGGACUCAAGUUAUCCAAUGGAAAGAAUUGGUGAAAGAAUUGGUCACUCGUUAUAUAGAAAUGUUUGGAAGCGAUUACGUGAAGCAAUGGAACUUUGAGUCUUGGAAUGAGCCGUCAAUUGAAUUCAAAAACCAUUUCAAAGACAACAUUAAAGUCACUCAAAAAGGGUUUCUUAACUAUUAUGACGCCUCUUCUCUAGCGCUUCAAGAAGUGGACAAUACUUUGAUAUUUGGAGGACCGGGAGAUCACUGGCCUCAGGACAUAAAGAAUGGUCCGUUUGUUAUUGAUUUAGUCAAGCAUUUCAUGAAUGGUUCCAAUUAUUUGAGUGGAAAGAAAGGAGAUAUUAAGUUAGACUUCAUAUCAUUACACGAAAAGGGAAAGAAAGGUCAGUCGUCUUAUACGGACGCAUCGGAAGACAAGGCAUUGACUGAUAUCGAGAAAGAAUUUCAGAUUUUAAAACAAAUACCUUUUGUUGAUAAUGAAGGCGAUCCUGAAGCCGGUUGGAAUCAGAACAGGACGUGGAGGGCAGACAAUAGAUAUGCCGCUACUGUUGUACAAGUGGUGGCCCGACAUAUAUACCAAUAUAAUCACACCAACAAAAUGUCACUGUUUGGGUUCGAUCAUGGAUUCUUGAGUUUUUACCCAUUUCAGUUUACUCAACGGACUUUAUUAGCUAGGUGUCUUAAGACCUAUGAAAUAGAAUAUUCCAGAAGCGGUUCCAAUGAUUCAUAUAAAAGAAUCAACAAAAAUGAUAUCAUUUACCCAUCGUAUCAGUUCACGGAUUUGACUGAAACAUCGUCUGUAUCUGGUUUUUAUCGGAUCAGUGCCAUUGAUUUCUGGGACAGAAAAAGUGAUUUCUCUGACAUAUUCAAGUGGAAUAUGAAC